AUCCGAGCAGCACUUGAACGUAGCAUAAUCCCUGGCUCACGUGACGAAUAGUUUUAGUCAUGGCCGACGAGUACAGGCGACAAGGUUUCGAGUUGGAGAGAAGGAUAUUUGAGUUAGACAUCAAGUGUUCUAGUCUCAGAGCUGAAAAGCAAGGUACUGAUGAAGAAUUGUCACUUUCAUGUUUACUGACUAUUAUUUGUACUUCGAUUGCAUGCCUUACAUUCUUUGCAGUUUAGUAGCCAACUAGCACGCUAGCUUGACGUUAUCUAACAUAGCUUGCAACCAUAACAACAGCUGCAGUCUGAUGAAACGUUUAACGGUGACAAGCAAUAUUAACGACAUAGUUAGCGAACGGGUGGUUAGUGUUAACUUAACACUCACGAGGUAACGUGUACUCGCUGUUCAAUGAGUGUUUUGGGUUUUUGUGAGUGUGUGUUGGAGUUAGCGGCUAGCGUAGUUGGCUAACGGUAGCUAAACUGUAUUGUUGACAAAGGUUGACUUGGACAGGUAACGUGAUGCAGCGCACUGUGAAUUUCCACCGAAACAGUCAAUAAAGCGACUGUUCAAAGUCAUGUUUUAUGUUUAAAUGUUUUUCCGAAAUACACAAAGAAAGUCUUAGCGCCAGAACAUCUCUUAUGGAUUGUCUAUUAUGAUGCAAUAGCAAUUUACGUGCAGCAUACUAUAUUGUAAUAUUACUUUAAACUGAAAUAACGUGCAAUAUCAAAGGUAGAAUAACCUCUAGUGUGCAGCUAUAAUAAUGCAAUGACUUCAAGUGCAACAAGUAUUUCUGUUAGGCAGACUAAUAGACAAGGUCCGACUACUCUGUGUUUCUCAUCUGCCUUAUGUUUUCUUUUAUCUACCACCUUUUGUAGUCAUGUUGGCAUGAAAUGUGCGUGUAGAUGAAUGCAUAUGAGAAAAUGACAGUGGAGAAAGCAAGAAAGACUACUUUUCUGUCACUAACCGUUUUAAAAUAGCAUAGCAGAUUCAAUAUUUGAAGUUCCACAUGUUUUGCCAUGAUAGUAUUCCCUGUUUUGGUGUUCCAAUUUAAAUAGGACAGUUUGUUUACCUAACAGUUAUUACUUUUUUUGUUAAUGUGGUCAGACAGGUGAUGACUACUUAUCAUAUUAAUAGUUGAAGUCAUAGUGGGUGAUUGUGGUGUAUUGGAGUUCACUAUAUUGAAAGGUAUUCUUAUUUUUGUUCCUCUCAUGCUUGUUAACUAAUUGACCAAAAUAUAAAUGAAUGUAAUUUACUCCAGUACACUAACACUACCAACCACUUAUUCAGUAUUAUUAUAUUUAAUACAUGUAAGGUACAUUUGUCACAUGUUUGAUCAUGUCAACAAAGCUUUACAUUUAGAAGCUUUUUGUAAGUAGAACUUGUGGUAGAUCUGUUGGAUUGGAUUACAAUCCCCAGGUUUUGGUGUUAUGUUUGGGAUGUAUAUAAUUCUCCUGUUAAAAUUUGAUUUUUGUUUCAUGUAAAUGUGUUGUUUUUUCCACAGAUGAUGACUAUUUACAGAAUGCAUCUGCCAUACUAGACAAGUUGAAAAGCUAUUACAGGCAUGGAGGGGAAAGUAGCAACCUUUCCAAGGUGCUGCAGGAUUACACACAGGUACUACUUUACAUUGCACUUCAUUAUUUGUCAUUAAGGAAUCAUACCACAUAUGACUAUGAAAGGACUUAGUCCAAUGUUAAGAUGGACAGUUUCAUCUCUGUUUUGCUUUAAGAAGAGGCUUAAAUUAGAAAGACUUGUGCAAAGAGCUUCGUUUUGUGGCUACCAGUGGCAGGUAUAUUAUGAGUUUCAUUUAUGUGUCGGUACAACUUAAAAUGAAGAUCCCAAUUGACUUGUAGAAAAAGAAAAGAGAGAACCUUCUUGUCAAGAAAAACAGAUUUUGUUUCUAUCAGGACAGUGAUGAGUUUUUGCAUGCUGAACUGGAAAUAUGAUAUGGGUAUGCAUAUGUUUUGUUUUUUAAUUUAGGUGAUCUUAGACAUCACAUUUUAUGAAGAGAAUAAACUGGUGGACCAGGAGUUUCCUGAGGAUUGUUCACCAUUUAAAAUCCAACAGCUACUGCAAGACCUGACUGAGCCGGAAGUUUUGGCAGGGAGGCUAGCACCAGCACAAGAAGUGAGUAUAUGAGUGUCUGAGUGGGUGAUCCUACCUUAAGUCUCUGUUUGGUUUACAUUUUUAAGAAACAUACCUGUACACUUUAACAUUUCGUCAUAAUAUGACAGCACCAUCCAUGUCUUUUGGUUGUUAUGGCAGGUUCAGUCUGUGCUUGGCCUGGAGUUGUUAGAAUGUCUCUAUUGGAGACGGGGAGCUUUGCUCUAUAUGUACUGUCACACCCUACACCAACGAAAACAGUGGAUCAAGAAAAACAAGGACACAUUCCUUAAGGUACUGCGCUACAAAACGAGAGGACUUUAAUAAUUCUAUUCAAAGACUUUUUUUUAAGUUGUGUAUUCUGAGAAUAGGCCUCGUUUGACUCAUGAUGUUUUUAUUCAGUGCAUUCAAGAGGGUGUUCGCUACCUGAUGCGGAUGCUGCAGGUGAGAAACUCUGUGAAGCUCAAUGAUGGGGUGGUGCUCCAUGAUCCUGCAACUGCAAGCUUCUUAUCUGAAGGUGAAAAUGUCAUUGGUUAUCUCUGAAUAUCAAAAACUAUAAUGCUGCACCUGAACUGUUGAAUUUAAUCAUACUAACCCCAUAUUUGUUUUCAAUCAGGUAUCUUCUCUGACACACACCUUUUGACUAUGAUGUACAUCGGGGAAAUGUGUUUCUGGGCAGUCAAGUAUGAAGACUGCAGUGCUGACACUAUGGAUCGGAAAGAAGAUCGGCUCCAGUUUCGGGACAUUGGCACGCAGAUCCUCAACAAAUACGUGCUUGCCUGCGAGGGCCCUCUUCAGGGCCAGGGCUGGAACACAGAAAAUGCCAAGGAAAUCCUUAGUAUUUUACAGUGAAGCCAAUUGCUUCUUUCUUGUAGUUGCCCUAAGGCACAGAUCUAAGUUCAGUAUUCAAAUAUGUAUCAACCCCAAAUUCAAAUGGAGCCCAUCAGGUGGGGUUUUAUGUUGUGGAAGGUUAAGAGAAGACAUCGGGUGUAUAUGUAUGUGAUGAAAAGAGUCUAUGGAUCAGUGCCUACAGGCAACCUCAUCCAAUGCCAAAUGGCCCAGGCCAAAGCAGGUGACUAAGAGGUUAGAAAGAUAAAGAUAGGCUGCAAGGGAGGUUGUUAAAUAUGAUAUUUUUUUUCUUUCCCUGUCCUGCUGAAUAAGCAGUUAUCAUCCUGGUUCCAGACUGUUGACUGGGCACUUAUUUUGCUCUGAGAAUGUGUAAUAAUAACAUUAAUAUGAGUAUAAAAAAGGUUAUUAAUAAAACUGACCUUUUUUUUUUCCUUUUUUUUUUUUUAAAGAUUGUUACAAGUUUGAAGAUAAUCCAGCUGGAAAAAAAAGACAUUGCACAGUAACAUUUUAUUUAUUGUCUCGUUGCCAUUUUGUUAUGCUUUUAAUAUAUUGUAAUUGCAUAUACAUUAUAUAUGUAUGUGUGUAUAAAAAUGCACACUAAAGGCAAAGAAAGUUGUUUGAAAACUAUUUGACAAUGAUGUAUUGAUGAUCAAUUGAAGUAUGUUCAUUUUUGUCAUACCAGCUUUGUAAUGCACCACUUGUAUUCCCAUUUAUUGCAAGUUCCAUUUUAUGCCACUUGAGUUAUCUUGAUAGUAUAACUAUUAAUACAGAAUCUGUGUUGUUUGGACGAAAAUCAUUUUCUUUUUUAUGUCCUCGACGACAAUAAACACGCGCGUUGUUUUAAGAAAGAAA
This is a messenger RNA of Xyrichtys novacula (pearly razorfish), 3798 nucleotides long. The record is from the annotation of a GenBank genome assembly. NCBI's taxonomy places the organism in Eukaryota, Metazoa, Chordata, Actinopteri, Labriformes, Labridae.